Messenger RNA from Anguilla rostrata (American eel), 6852 nucleotides. RefSeq names its product membrane-spanning 4-domains subfamily A member 4A-like. The coding region runs from base 5958 to 6419 and encodes 153 amino acids. Gene Ontology annotation, cellular component: membrane. The transcript has 6 exons. NCBI's taxonomy places the organism in Eukaryota, Metazoa, Chordata, Actinopteri, Anguilliformes, Anguillidae. The record is from RefSeq and is a predicted model, not a curated record.
CUGACCCAAUGCUUAGCUGGAAAGUAUUCUGCUGUUAUUUUGUUUUUGUUUUUUGUUUCUUUUCCUCUGCCUUUUACUAAAGCCCAGUGAAUUGGGUGUUUUCUUUUUGUUUGUUUUUCAUUUGUUUAUAGAUUUUAUGGGUAUAUUUUUCAUCUUUCUGAUGAUAGUUUUCUUAGCAUUAUUAGCUGGAGUUAUGUACAGUUAAGUAGAAUAAGGUCCUAUCAUUUCAGUGGAUUUACAAACUUAAGUUAUCAAUGAAAGAUACUGAAAUGUGACUAGUAUGUUAUAUACUUUUUAUUUUCAUCAAUUAACUUCAAAAUGAAUUGUUUCUCCUAAGCAAGCCACUCCACAAAACAGUUAGAAAUUAUUGUAAAAUACUGUAUUAAAUAUCAAUGUGUGCAGGGGGAAGCCAACCAGUCACUAUUGAUCUGUAUUCACUGAAUGGGAACAAUGGAAAUCAGUCAUAUAUUGAAGUUAAUUAAAUUUUUAAGCAAAAUAAAUAAAGCAGUUUUUAUUUGAUUUAAUUUCAUCUUUAAUCCAAACUAUUUGCACAUCCCAACAUUUCCAUUGGUAAGGUAUUGCCGUGGCGUGACGCCAUGGCAAAAUCCUUGCCGCCACACCAUAAUAAAAAAUAAUAAUUAAAAUGAAAUAAAAAAUUAUAUAUAUACUGUAUAUGGCCUAUAUAUUAAAUCCAUAAAUUUAAAAUGUUAAACUUUCUAAAUAUUUCUGCCUAAAUGCGCUUUCAAAACCAUACUGUCGCGUCCACAUAUUUAUUUUCAAAAAGAGCCUAGGCCGCGCGCUCCGUGCUUGCUCCUUUCUGAGGUGGUUGGAUGACUUGCAGUGCGCGAAGGUCACACUGUCAAAAGUGUCACUUUUUUUUCUUCAGCGACCGAAAGACUACGAAAAGGCGGGUAAUGACGCUUCAAACAUUACAAAAAUACCAUCGUGUUAACCAGUGUUUGGACCAAAAUACCUGCCGGUGCCUACUCUUCAAAAUACAUAUCAGUGUUUCCUGUGGAAUUGAUCUCUUGGUGUGCUGGUGGGUGUCUGAAGGGGGGGGGGGGGGGGGGAGGGUGUAGCAAAGGCGAAAAAGUUUAAGACUAUGAAAACAUAACCUCUUGAGACUUCUUAAAGAUUUUUUUUAAAUAUCUAAAUCUAUCUUUUAGCUCUGACAAGCUCUUGAUACAAGGAAUGGUUCCACCAUUUAUUUAUGUAUGUAUUUUUUUGGUUGUGUGAAUUUUCUCAGUUUUGUCUGAACUAUGUACUCUUCCUUUGGUUGUUAUUUGUGAGCUGUAGUCUCUAAGUGUGCUAGCGUACAUAUAUGCAGUGGCUGCUUUAUUACGUACACCUAUCUGGCACCAGGUAGGACCCCCUUCUCCCUCCAGAACAGCUUGACUUCUUUGUGGCAUGAAUUCAACAGGAAAUAUUCCUUAGAGAUUUUGGUACAUGCUGACUCGAUAGCAUCAUGUAGUGAUGGCAAAGCGAAGCUGUCUAGAGCAUUGAACCGUUCCUCUGAACUGUAUGGAACAAGGAUUCAUUACUCAAAGCUUUUAUACACAGCGCAGGAUAGUGGCAUCUGGUAGUCAAAAGGACAAAGAGCAACUAUUUAACAGCUUUUUUAAACUAUGGUUUUCAACAAUGAGCGUAACUAGUAGUGCCAAUAAUGUUGUUUGGGCGUAUUUCUUCAAAUAAAAAAUAUCAAUGUCUUAUGUGGCUACAGUCUUGAACAGCACGUUCACUUUGCGUUCUCCCACAAGAUACCAUGUGACUGACAAUAGACAGGAAAUCAUGGCGGUCUGAAACUAAGUUUUGCUAUUUUUGUAUUUUCGACACAACAUCUGUUCCUAUACUGAAAAGCUGCUUGGAGAAAACACAUGUUUGGGUUGCGGGUCAGAUAUUUUAGAGCCACAUGAGCCAGCGCUGGGUGUGUCAUUAGCCAACCACCUGUGUCUGUAUGUAGGAGUGAGUGAUUGACUGCUACUGAUCUGUUCUGUUUCCCUGUUGUUGGUUUUCUCCAACCUGGAGUUCAUCAUCUCCAUCUGCUCAAAUAAAGAAUAUCAACGUCUUAAGUGGCUACAUCUCAUAUUUGAUAGUUAACCUGCUGACUGAAACUCACAUGGGGUUGUUCAUAUUUUGCCUUGCCAUUUGCCUAUUAUUUAAUAGGCAAGGAUUAUGUAGGCUUUGUAUUUUAAUUUGGAAUCAAGAUACUAUUGCUUAGUGGUGGUUGUGGGGUUGACAGUGCUUCAUGAAUUGAGUAGUGAAUGUGUGUGUGUGUGUGUGGUGUGUGGUGUGUGGUGUGUGGUGUGGUGUGUGUGUGUGAGUGAAAUUACUCUCUAAUUAGGCUAUUCACUCGCAUUGUUUUCUGGACAGAGCGACCUGAUUUGUCUAAGAGGGGCACAGUCUUGAACAGCACGUACACUUUGCGUUCUCCCACAAGAUACCAUGUGACUGACAAUAGACAGGAAAUCAUGGUGGUCUGAAACUAAGUUUUGCUGGAAGAGGAGGGUCUAUGGCUGCGUCCACAACGUUUACUGUGUGGUUUCUGUGCUCAUUUUAGCAGUGAGGAGCUUACACCUUAAACAUUUCUAGGCUCGUUUGUGAAAGGUAAGAAACUUACUCCUUAGACAUUGUUUUCAGUUUGACGUUUGGUUUGUGGAUACUAUUGUGUGUAUUAUUUUGAGAAGUUGAUUUUGUAUUAUAAUGAUGAAGAAGACUCAAAUGAGCAUAAUUAAAACGUAAAAUGUGAAUAAAUGUGGGGGAGUGUUACUGUAUUUCUUUUCUAGUAUUUAGUGGCGGUCCUAUCAACAUCCCGAUGAGGAGUUGUUUGAGCCGUUUCCAGCUCAAAUGUGCAAGUUAUUGUGUGUUCCCUCGUUUUGAUGUAUCAGUAAGUGUCAAUGCACACAGUUUUUCAUUUCGGAUUGUUUUCUGAUUAAUCCAUGCAAACUGCUCAGUUUAGGACUUGGAGUGGAGCAAAUGACUGGAGUGGGGAAAUACUCUCAAUAAAAAGAAGUAAAACCAUUUAUACUUUUUAGGUUAUGCAUAGUUCCCAAAUGCUUAUGUAAGCUGACUGAACUUCUCACAUUUUUAAUGAUCUGGGGGCGUAAAUGAGGUCUCUCAGUUAUUGAAAUUGUCAAUGAAUAGAUUGGUUUAUGUGUCACAAGCAAAUCUAGCCAAUCAAAUGAAAAUUAAAAGACGUGAAUUGAAUUCAUUUAUACGCAUGUUUGCAAUCAGCACUGAAAUCAAUUCAAUGGAAACUCUUUAAAAGUUAUAUGUACAAAUCAGGCUUUUAUUUGCUAAUGUGUGCACCUAUAAAAGAAAGUUACUUACCUUUAAAAAGAAUGGCCAUGGCAAAUGUGAUAUGUUAGGGUAUACACUGCCUGACAUAUAUACUCGAUGUCAAAUGUAGCCACUAUUGGCUAGAACUUUUCCAUUAUCAUUUCUCAGUUAGGAGUGUUCCGUUGUUAGGGGGGGGGGGGGGGACUCUUUACCCAGUUCUUGGCUGGAAAGUAUUCUGCUGUUUUUUUUCUUUUGUUCUUUCCCUCUGCCUUGUAUUAAAGCCCAGUGAAUUGGAAGUUUUCUUUUUGCAUUUAUUUCUGGAUUUUAUGGCUACAUUUUUUGUCUUGCUGAUGUUAUUUUUCUUUAUUAGUUGAAGUUAUGCGGAGCAUUAUUAGUUGAAGUUAUGCGGAGCUGAGUGGAAUAAGGUCCUAUCAUUUCACUGAAUUUACAAAGUUAAGUUACUAAUGAAAGAUAUUGAAAUUUCACCAGUAUGUUACAUACUUUUUAUUUUCAUCAAUGAACUUCAAAAUAAAUUGUUUCUCCUAAACAUGCCACUCCACAAAACAGUUAGACAUUGUACAUAUUGUAAAAUACUGUAUUUAAUAUCCAUGUGUGCAGAGGGGGAUCCAACCAGUCACUGUUGAUCUGUAUUUACUGAAUGGGAACAAUGAAAAUCAGUCAAAUAUUGAAGUGAAUUGAAUUUUCAUUGAAAAAUCAUUGGAAAUCAUUGUGGUCUGAAACUAAGUUUUGCUGGAAGAGGAGGGUCUGUGGCUACGUCCAAACUGUUUACUGUGAGGUUUCUGUGGUAAUUUUAACAGCAAGAAGCUUACACCUAAGAAAUUGUUUUCAAUUUGACGUUUGGUUUGUGGACACUAUUUUGUGUAUUAUUUUUAGAAUUUGUUUUUUUUUUUGUAUUAUAAUGAUGAAGAAGACUCAACUGGGCGUAUUUAAAAGGUUUAAUUUUUUUGAUGAGGAUGAAAGGUAUGACUGCAGCUUCCACGGCGUGCAUAUUAUCUCUGACAAUAACUACUUAAGAAAACAUUUUCUUCCUAGCGUAGCCGACAUUAGCUAUGUAAAAGUGGCAUAACCAGAGCAUAAUAUACAUUUAUAUUUACUAUUUAAUUCAAAAAUGGGGUGCAGGGGAGGCACCUGCCCUUUUUGGUCUGAAUGGUCCAUUUUAGGUUUUUUCUUUUAAUAUCCGAUGGACAAUGGGGUUUUAAAUGUAAACUGGGAUUUUCUGAGUCAAUAAAUGAUGCUGGUGUAACAAACGUACUUUCAUGCCAGUACAGCUAGUCUACAAUUGUAGCUACUUGAUUUUAGAAAUAGAAAGUACACACAUGGUAAUAGAAAACAUAGGCUAGUUAAUCUAGUAGCUCUGCCCAACACUAGCCAACAUAUAGAACUGUAGUACACAUGCACGCACACACACACACACACACACACAAAAUGUUGGCAAGUGGUUGUAUGCAGUAUUAUGAAGUAGACUGAAGAAAUGAAUAGUUGUAUUUGCUUAAUAAGAUUGUCGACAUGUUGCACGUGAUGAAGUAGCCUAUAUGUGAUGUGUGUGCAAGUUAAUUAGUUAGUCCUUCCGUUCUAAAUAACAUUGUGUGCAGCCACUGUCCAACGUUUUUGUCUUAUUUUUGUGGUUACACUACUAUGGGGCUAAUAUUGUAGCAGAAUUAUUUGCAAAUGUUUACAUAAAUCUUUAAAUGCAUACACAGAUCUGUAAAUGUGUACACAGAUCUGUAAAUAAAUCUGUAAAUGCGUACACAGAUCUGUAAAUGUGUACAUAAAUCUGUAAAUGCGUAUACAGAUCUGUAAAUGCGUGCACAGAUCUGUAAAUGCGUACAUAAAUCUGUAAAUGCGUAUACAGAUCUGUAAAUGCGUACACAGAUCUGUAAAUGUGUACACAUUCUGUAAGUGCAUACAUAAAUCUGUAAAUGCGUACACAGAUCUGUAAAUGCGUACAUAAAUCUGUAAAUGCGUAUACAGAUCUGUAAAUGCGUACACAGAUUUGUAAAUGUGUACACAUUCUGUAAAUGCAUACAUAAAUCUGUAAAUGCGUACACAGAUCUGUAAAUGCGUACACAGAUCUGUUAAUGUCUAUAUCAUCAGUUACAACUCAAGCUGGCCUCUCAAUUGGCUGUCUUUUUACACGUGAUUUUUGCUACAUUUCUGCCGUGGCAGAGAUCUGCAAAUGCGUCUGGCGAUUUGCAAAUGUGUGUGGAGAUUUAUAGGUUAACUACGACUCCCAUGGUGCACUUCGACAUGAAACAUCCAAUCGCCGAGUUUAAAAUUCUGUAACAUGAGCCGGUAAGUGCGGGCAAGAAAGUUUACGGUGUUGCGAAAACUGAAAACAGAGUGGUCAACUGAACGCGAGGUUGAACCUGGUCUGUCAGUCAGACAAAAGUAUCACAGGCAGACACACUACUCGGUGAGAUGACAUCAAAGGGCACUUCUAUAUAUAUGUCAUUUUGCAUGUGCAUCCAAUGUUUUUAUUAGCUGAUGUACCUUAAAUGUCCAAUGGGGAGACAUAUUAUUUGUGGUCUAUGGGCAUUGAUGAUGUAAUCAGGCAGAAAAACGAAGAAGAAAAGAAGAAUAUAGUCAUGGGUAUAAUCAUGUAAUGUAAAACUGUACCUCCACUUUAUCCACCUUUUCCCACAGAGGGCACUGCUUGUAAAAUGGCCAGAUCCUCUGCGUUGGGAAACUUUCUGAAAGGAGAUACAAAGGCACUGGGGACAGUGCAAAUAAUGAUUGGAGUGCUGCACGUGUUAUUUGGCAUCGUAAUGGCCACCUCUGGUGAAAGCAAUGGUGUUUACCUUGUGCUUUUUUUCUGUGGAGGACUUAUUUACAUUUCCUCGGGAGCUUUGAGUGUUGCUGCUAACAACAAUCUCAACAAAUGCCUGGUGAGCGGAGCGCUUGGGAUGAACAUCAUCAGCACCAUCACUGCUGGCAUUGCAGUAAUCUGUAUAUCGAAGAACAAUCCAUUUCAAUUGGGCGUUCACCACCCAUUUUCCAAUAUUUACAUUAUACUUCAGGGGUUGAUUGGAGUGCUGCUGGUUUUCUCCAUCCUGGAGUUCAUCAUCUCCAUCUGUGUGUCAGCAUUUGCCUGCAGAGCAGUGUGUGGCUGCCCACAGAGAUGACAAUUUCACCCAUUUUGGACCAAACUGUGAUGGGCAGCAAGCAAACAUAUGCAAACAUGCCUAUAUAUGAAGAAAUCCUUCCUUGAAAGAGAUCAGUGGGCAUGUUUGUAUAGAUGUUUGUCUCUCUUUCAAUCCUACAAGACCUUCAAGACAAAAAAUAAUAUUCGGAUUUUCAACAUAAAUAACAGACAUAGAUUAGCUACUUUGUCUUUAUCACCUUUCAUAACUUUCCAUUAUACAUUUUUUUACAUUUCUUUUUACAAAAUAUCUUGUUAUGUAUAUUACCAAUUAUAUAAAGCAGGGCCUCCUUACAGUUAGGAUGGCUAAUAUGUUUUUACGUUGCAUUUGUUCUGUAGCCAUGGAAUAAAAAUCCAUUUGUAUUGACGUAUAAAGGACACACUGUACCUAGAAAAAAAAUGUAAAAAUUUUAAAA